Molecule: messenger RNA, 1447 nt
Organism: Spinacia oleracea (spinach)
Lineage: Eukaryota; Viridiplantae; Streptophyta; Magnoliopsida; Caryophyllales; Amaranthaceae
Exons: 9
Coding region: 140-1042 (300 amino acids)
Source: RefSeq, a predicted model, not a curated record
UAUAAAAGCAGCCUUCCCCCCACCAAUUUUCCUCCCCCUCUCUUCUCUUCCUUCUUGCAUAAAAUUGCAAUCACAAUUCUUUUCCCCUCUCUCUCUUAAAUUCUCUCUCAUCUCUUCAUCUGAACUUAAAAAAGUCACAAUGGCAUACGAGGAUCGCUACGUACAAGCCCCAAAAUAUGAUUGCCUUUUGUUUGAUUUAGACGAUACUUUGUAUCCUCUUAGCUCGGGGUUGUCAAAAGGAGUAUUGAAGAACAUUCAAGACUAUAUGGUCGAAAAGCUAGGCAUAGACAGGAGUAAGAUAGAUGAUUUGUCUAACCUUUUAUACAAGAACUACGGCACGACAAUGGCUGGUCUAAGGGCAAUUGGCUACGAUUUUGACUACGAUGAAUAUCAUAGUUUUGUUCAUGGAAAAUUGCCUUACGAGAAUCUUAAACCGGACCCUGUUCUACGAAACCUUUUAUUGAGCACUCCUAUUCGUAAAGUUAUUUUUACAAAUGCGGAUGAGACCCACGCUAUUAAGGCGCUAAGCAAGCUCGGGUUGGAGGAUUGCUUCGAGGGUAUAAUCUGUUUUGAGACCCUUAACCCGAUCCAUAAAAAUUUUGCAUCGGAUGAUGAAGACGAUAUUGAGUUUGUGGGUACAAAGCCAAAGACCCUUCCAAAUGACAACAAUGCUAACAACGAUACUCAAAUAUUCGAUAUAAUUAGUCAUUUCGCCAACCAAAAUGAUGCAACCACAUUGCCAAAGACACCCGUCAUUUGUAAACCUUCAGAAUAUGCAAUUGAAAAGGCACUUAAGAUUGCCAAUUUGAACCCUUCAAAAACAAUAUUCUUUGAUGAUAGUGUCAGAAAUAUAGUGGCUGGAAAACGUGUGGGUCUUGACACUGUACUGGUGGGUACUUGUCAUCGACCAAAAGGAGCAGAUUAUGCACUGGAGAGCAUCCACAAUCUAAGAGAAGCAUUGCCAGAGCUUUGGGAAUUAGCUGAUAUCAGGACUGAAAUUUACUCCGACAAAAUAUCAAUUGAGACUUCUGUCAUUGCUUAAUUAAACAAAUCUUCUAAUAACCUCGCCGUUCAAAAUCAAUAGUCACAUUAAUACAGUCAAUUACCGGACUAGUAAUGUGACAAUCAUAUCAAAACGGACGUGCAGUGGCCAUAAACUAUGUUCCUAUUCGAUCCGAGAUAAUAGAGGAGUUUCAAGAUAGAAGUAUUAAAAUAAGAAGAAAGACCGGGAUCAAGGGUAAUAUAGUUUGUAUCAUAAAAAUCUCUCAAAUUUUCUGAAAUUAAAAUGAUGAGUGAUGAUGUACAUGCAGUUUUUUCCACCUCUAUUUUCCAAUUAUUUUGGGAUGAUGUCAUUUAUUUUAGCAUUUAGCAAGAUAGAACUCAUAGAAGUUCCCACACUUAUGUAGUUAUGUUUCUUUCAAUAAUUCCUUGGCAUUUUGUUCCUGUA